Messenger RNA from Solenopsis invicta (red fire ant), 1094 nucleotides. It is a transcript of the gene viaf, whose product is annotated as viral IAP-associated factor homolog. Gene Ontology annotation, cellular component: cytoplasm. NCBI's taxonomy places the organism in Eukaryota, Metazoa, Arthropoda, Insecta, Hymenoptera, Formicidae. Bases 209 to 925 code for a protein of 238 amino acids. The record is from RefSeq and is a predicted model, not a curated record. The transcript is spliced from 5 exons. Gene Ontology annotation, biological process: protein folding.
AUAGCAAAGAACAGUCUGACUGGGUAUCGUGCAACUACCGAAGUACCGACUACGUCAGGCGUUCGCGUAGUCGAAAACAGAUCGGCUAUCGUUGUUGAUCUCUCCCACUGCAAUAAUUGUAUAUAUUCGAAGGACUUUUUGUAUAAAAAACACAAAACAGGAUCAGUUUCAAGUAAAUAAAAUAGAAGUGUAAUAUUCAUUUUCGAAAAUGCAAGAUCCAAAUGAAGAUACCGAAUGGAAUGACAUUCUUAGGAGAAAAGGUAUUAUACCUGAGAAGAAAAAGGAACAGGAAAUUACUGAAGAUCAGAUAGUAAAUCUCUUGGAGAGUACGAUAGAUGAGAAAACAGGACAUGUUCCUAAUAGUUUAGAAGAAAAGACCUUGGACGAGUUAGAUGAGCUCGAGGAUGAAGAGGAUGAACGCGUUCUGGAGGAAUAUCGACGAAAAAGGAUAGCAGAGAUGAAGGAGCUAGCAAGCAAAUGUAAAUAUGGAGAGGUGCAAGAAAUAUCUGCAGAAGAUUACGUUAAAGAAGUUAAUAACGCCGGGGAGGACGUUUGGGUUGUUUUACACCUUUACAAGUCUGGGAUUCCACUCUGUACUCUAAUCAAUCAGCACCUUGCUAGUCUGGCGAAAAAGUUUCGUGCCACCAAGUUUUUGAAGAGCAUCUCUACCACUUGUAUCCCCAACUGGCCUGAUAGCAAUCUUCCUACAAUAUUCAUCUAUCACGAGGGAAAUAUGGUGAAACAAAUUAUUGGGCCGCUCGAAUUCCGUGGCAUGAAACUGUCCGAAGCAGAAUUAGAAUGGAUGUUGGGACAAGUAGAAGCGAUACCAACGAAGAUCAAGGAGGAUCCUCGCCCCAAAGUCAAUGAUGUCUUAUUUUCAAGGUUAAAAGAUGGAAACAAUUUUGAUGAUGGUAAUGAUUGGUAAUUUUAUCUACGUGACAUUAUUAAGAGAUUGGUGCAUAUAUAAUAAGUAUUAUCAGAUCAAUGUUUUAUAUUUAAUUUAUUUUAUUAUGUCAUAAGAGAAUUCAUUACUUGUAAAAAUACUGUUUUUAAAACUACCGAUCAUUUUAAUAAAAUAUUUUAUUACAAUGUUA